This is a messenger RNA of Austrofundulus limnaeus, 2440 nucleotides long. It is a transcript of the gene marchf7, whose product is annotated as membrane-associated ring finger (C3HC4) 7. The record is from RefSeq and is a predicted model, not a curated record. The transcript is spliced from 11 exons. Gene Ontology annotation, molecular function: zinc ion binding. Lineage: Eukaryota; Metazoa; Chordata; Actinopteri; Cyprinodontiformes; Rivulidae. The coding region runs from base 76 to 2271 and encodes 731 amino acids.
CCGACGGAAGACGCCAUAUUUCAUCGAGCUAAAACCAGGAAGAACGAAGUAAAAAAGGGUCUUCAGCCGUCUGUGAUGGACUCCAGGUCUCAGAAGCUCCCCUUCUGCCUGUCCAGCCCGAGGUCCUCCUACACCGUGUCCAGCCCCUCUGUCUCGUCCACGUUGGGCUCCGGGGCUCGGCUGUACGGCAGGGAACCGGCGCUGAACCGAGACCGCCUCCCGAGGGCCUCGUCGCCGUACAAACCGGACCUGGAUAAACAGAGUUUUCGUCUCCUCGGCUCGUCCAGAGAUCACGGUGGUUCUGACUCUCGCUCUCCCAGCUGGAAGCUGCCGUCUCUCUCUCCCUCCAGCAGGCGGUACGAUCGGCAGUGGGCGGAGUCUCCUCUGAGCAGCCGGAGCAAAGCGACGGCGGCUGAGGGAAGGCUGGGGCUCUCCUCUGGUUUCUUGAACUCCAGCGACGAUGCUGAAUCAAAACGAGCCAAAGUGUCGUACAGCAGCCGAGGGCUGUACUCCAGGACCCCCGGCGCUUCGGCUGCAGGGUCCGCUUACUGCGGUGUCAGGGAAGCUCCUGGAUCCAACGAGGYCCUGGGCUCGUCCUGGACCCCGUACCGUUUGCUGUCCAGGUCCUCGUCCUCGAAGACGCUGCUGUCCUCCAGAGAGCAGGACACCAAGAACGAGACCAGCCGGUCCAGUUUGUCAGAGAGACGAGUUCGGACUCCUGGACUGACGUCCUCGCUGUAUCAAACGGACCGGGUGACGUCGACGUACGCACAAGGAGCUCGCCCUAAAGAGACGACCUCCUCCUUGUCCAGGGAAAGCUCUCUGAAUCGGACCUUCCUCUCCUCCUCCUCCUCUUCCUCCUCCUACUCCUCCUCCUCACAGCGUUCGGCUCCUCGAUCUCGUGACUUCAGCGGUGGACCCUCGUCUCGUUUCAGGAGCGGCUCGUCUCUUCUCUCAUCUCAGGAACAAACCCGCAGCCCSGACUCCUCCUCCUCUUCCUCUCGUGCCCACUCGUACUCCACGCCGGUGGUCCGGGCCCCGCCCACGAGGUCGACCCCCRCCGUCGGGGAGCUGGAGGGCCGCGGCUCCACGCGCCGCCUCCUGUCCCGCCUCUUCUCGCGGCGGUCCAGCCAGGACUCGUCCAGCGGGUCGUCCCGCUCCCAGGAGGACGACUCUCCGUCCACCAGCGGGGACUCUGUGGACAGCGAGGAUGGAGCCAGGACCGCCCACGUCCCGGAGACCACCUCGGACCGGGCCAACCUGUCCCCGAUCCAGGACCACGGGUACCGGAGCGCGGGGCGGUGUGGAGCGGCCUCGUGGAGAGAACCUGCGGUCGGAGGAGGAGGAGGAGGAGGAAGAAGCUGGUUGUCUUCAUCACUCCGAGGUCGCUGCCCCCCCCUCCUGUCCCGCCUCAGGCGAUACGCCCGAGGGGACACCGCCGCGGCCACGCCCRUCCCCGAGGACCGCCACCCACAGCGCUUACAUCACUGGUGGGAGGAGCCUGAGGAGGAUGAUGAAGACGACGAUGAUGAAGACGACGACGAAGAGGAAGGAGCGGCUGGUGUGGACUCGGUCUGUGCCGGUCCAGAUCACAGAUUUAAACCUCUUCCUGAGCUAGAAGACCCCUUCCCUUCGUUCUCACCGCGCCGCAGAGUCGACAGGUUYGAGCUCCAGGACCAGAACCAGAACCAGAGCAAGAUGCCGGAGUCCAGCAGGAACCAGGAGAAGCUGCGCAGGAUCAAAGAGAAGCUGCUGCUGGAGGACUCUGACGAGGAGGGGGACCUGUGCCGGAUCUGUCAGAUAAGGGAGGACGGGUCCUCGUCCAACCCCCUGAUCCAGCCGUGCCGCUGCACCGGCAGCCUGCAGUACGUCCAUCAGGACUGCAUCACCAGGUGGCUCCGCUCCAAGAUCUCCUCAGGCUCGAACCUGGAGGCCAUCACCACCUGUGAACUCUGCAAGGACAAGCUGCGCCUCAACAUCGACAACUUCGACAUCAACGAGUUGUACUGGGAGCACGAGCAGUCUGAGUACGACGAGCUGAUCAGCAGCGGACUCUACCUGGUGGUUUUGCUUCAUUUCUACGAGCAAAGGUUCUCCGACGUCCUCCGAGUGGUGGACACAGCCGGGCAGUUUUUCAACCUGGCAAGAUCUCUUCAUGAAUACAUGGACAAUCUGGAAACUCCUGACGGGGAAAGUGACGACGAGCGGCGAGACGGCCGACCCUCCGUCGACUUCUCYGACCUGGACGACGACCCGGAGGAGGAGUACUGACGGCGAGAAGCAGGAAGUGGGUCACAUGAUGUCAGCUUUUAUUUUAAAGUUUUUCUUCUGCACACGCUUUGGUGUCGUUCCGCUGCAGAGCGCACCUCGUUCUGCAGAUAUGCAAACUUUGAUUGAUUUAACGUAAAAACAUGUCUAUAAAAAGCACUUUCUGUCCUGA